AUGGUAGCAAACUAUGAAUUGUACGCUCAUUUCUCAGUUUCCAACGAAGCAGCGUUAUAUAAACUCUUUUUGGUGGGACCUGCCACGGGGACUCUAGGUGAGAGGAUGAUAGAUACUGGAAGUUCUAACGCUGACCUCUCUGGGAUGAGCUUCACGACCCAAAACAGAGAUAAUGAUAGAAUGAGUAGAGGUAACUGUGCUAGGAGUUACAAAGGGGGCUGGUGGUUUAACAACUGCCACGAUGCCUUUCUCAACGGUCAGUGGUCCCCGGGAUACUUGGACAGACCUUGGACUCCAACUAUUCAGAAUGGGACAUCAGUGAGGGAGACGGUGAUGAUGAUCAGACGUCACUAG
Molecule: messenger RNA, 354 nt
Organism: Saccostrea echinata
Lineage: Eukaryota; Metazoa; Mollusca; Bivalvia; Ostreida; Ostreidae
Product: fibrinogen-like protein 1
Exons: 2
Coding region: 1-354 (117 amino acids)
Source: RefSeq, a predicted model, not a curated record